This is a messenger RNA of Leopardus geoffroyi (Geoffroy's cat), 2629 nucleotides long. RefSeq names its product transmembrane protein 175 (gene TMEM175). Lineage: Eukaryota; Metazoa; Chordata; Mammalia; Carnivora; Felidae. Gene Ontology annotation, molecular function: proton channel activity; potassium ion leak channel activity. The transcript is spliced from 11 exons. The record is from RefSeq and is a predicted model, not a curated record. Gene Ontology annotation, cellular component: lysosome; endosome. Bases 145 to 1671 code for a protein of 508 amino acids.
GCGCGCGGAGCGCUGGUGGCAGAGCGCGCCUGCGCGGCGCCGCGGGUCUCGUGAGGAGCUGGCGACCGUCCGGCUCGGGCGCCUCGCCGACCGGAGCGCAGACGCGCGUGACAGUGGCCGCGGCGACCGAGCGCAGGCCCCACCAUGUCCGGGCCGCAGACCCCAGAGCCGGCCCGCCGCACGCAGGGAGACUCCCCCACAGGCACAGGGGGCGAGGACACCGCCGACGGGAUCCAGCACUCACAGCGCAUGCUCAGCUUCAGUGAUGCGCUCCUGUCCAUCAUCGCCACUGUGAUGAUCCUGCCUGUGACCCACACGGAGAUCUCCCCGGAACAGGUACUUGGGAACCGUGGUCUGCGGGCAUCGAGGUUUGACAAAAGUAUACAGAGACUUCUAGCAACCAGGAUUGCUGUCUACCUGAUGACGUUUCUCAUUGUGACUGUGGCCUGGGCAGCACAUACAAGAUUGUUCCAGGUUGUUGGGAAGAUAGACGACACACUUGCCUUGCUCAACCUGGCCUGCAUGAUGACCAUCACUUUCCUACCUUUCACUUUUUCCUUAAUGGUGACCUUCCCGGAGGUGCCUCUGGGCAUCUUCUUGUUCUGUAUGUGUGUGAUCGCCAUCGGGGCCGUGCAGGCGCUGAUCGUGGUGUACGCGUUCCACUUCCCCCACCUCCUGAACCCCCAGAUAGAGAGCUCCACCCACAGGACCCUGUAUCGGCAGCACAUCCUGGGCAUCGUCCUCAGGGGCCCGGCCUUGUGUUUCGCUGCUGCUGGCUUCUCCCUGUUUUUCUACCCCUUGUCGUACCUGCUGAUGGCGACGGUCAUCUUCCUCCCCUACGUCAGCAAGGCCUGCAGCUGGUGCAAGGGCAGGCUCGUGGGCCCCCAAGAGCCCCCAGCUCACAGUGUGGAGUUCUUCACAUUUGACCUGCAUGAGCCUCUCAGCAAGGAGCGGGUGGAGGCCUUCAGCGACGGGGUCUAUGCCAUCGUGGCCACACUCCUCAUCCUGGACAUCUGCGAGGACAACAUCCCGGACUCCAAGGACGUGAAGGAGAAGUUCCACGGCAGCCUGGUGGCGGCACUGAGCGUGUACGGGCCACAUUUCCUGGCGUAUUUUGGCUCCUUCGCCACGGUGGGCCUGCUCUGGUUUGCCCACCACUCGCUCUUCCUGCACAUCCGCAAAGCCACGCAGUCCAUGGGGCUGCUCAACACACUGUCGCUGGCCUUUGUGGGCGGCCUCCCGCUGGCCUACCAGCAGACCUCGGCCUUCGCCCAGCAGCCCCACGACGAGCUCGAGAGCGUGCGCGUCAGCUGCGCCAUCAUCUUCUUCGCCAGCAUCUUCCAGUUUGCCAUCUGGACCACGGCCUUGCUGCACGAGGAGGAGACGCUGCAGCCCUCGGCACGGUUCGGGGGCCGGGAGCACGCGUUCAUGUUCGCCAAGCUUGCGCUGUACCCCUGUGCCAGCCUGCUGGCCUUCGCCUCCACCUGCUUCCUCAGCAGGUUCAGCACAGCCAUCUUCCACCUCACACAGAUCGCCGUGCCUUUCAGCUUCCUGCUGCUGCGUCUCCUCGUGCGCCUGGCCCUGGCCCUGCUGCGGGCCCUGCGGGGCCUCCCCCUGCCGGCACCAGGGGGCCAGGAUGACGUGCGGUCCCCGCUCCUCCCGUCUCCCUAGUAAGUUCCACGUUCUCCCUGCCCCAGCCUGCAUCUGGCCCACUGGGGCUUUAUUUUCAUUGUUCUCUUCUGGCGCCCUCGGGAGGUUUGCCACUUUGCAGAGUCUGGCAGCAAGUUCGCUCUGUAUUGUGCGCGCCUGUGCCCGUUUCGGUCCUAGGCCCACGUUCUCCGUCAAGCUGACCCACACGGACGCUGGUAGUCGGGUGGCUCCAGGGGCAGCUGGGGGACCACAGCCUCAGCCCUGGAGGGGGCAUGGGUCCCCACCUUGGCCACCCUCCUGUAGGCAGAGCUCCCUGGCAGCUGCUGGGCAACCCACCCUGGUCACUAGGCACAGAGAACACAAGAGCAGGUCAGCAACGCCCAGACUGUAUUUAUCCUGGGUAUAAAUUAUGAUUACAUUCACGUAGUGACAGGUACACACAGGCCCUUGGUGCCAGGCCCACACUGCCCCAUUUGGGCACACAGACGCACUUAAAUACAGAAGGACAGACUCACCCUGACCACCACAUACAACCACAGACCAAAACCAACACCAAGGCCUGCAAAGCAAAAUAAUUACACCAACAGGGACACAACACACGGCUGUGUGCUGGAGGCACAUGACACGAAUGUCCUGCUACAAACGGCCACUACAGUGCAUUUGUGCAGUUUUGGCAGAAGCUUGGGGGAUGUGGCUGGCAGGGCCGAGCCAGGACAAGAGGGCCAGGGGGUUCAUGGGCCUUCCUGGAGGACUCAGGAGACACUCCUCCUGGGGCCAGAGGCUGGACUCCACGGGCCGUCUGGACUCUGCUUGGUGGAAGAACGCCACAGUGGUCUGCCCAGCAGGCCUGCCCCAUGCCCCUCCUGCCACGUCUCUGCCGCCACGAGCAGCAGCAAGGGGACCCACGAGCCCGGUCAGCUGAACAGAUACUGGGACUGAUUGUUGACAAACAGGUGAUUAAAGCUGGCUCUUCCCACUU